UUUCCGCCCGGACCCGUUGCGGGUGUACCGGUUUUGCGGGGCUGCAGCGUGCGGGAGGUGAACGGCGGUCAUGUACCGAAGAGCGAUUAUCUCUCUGUUCCCGCGGAGACCCGCACUAACCCCCUCACCUGAGCACACCUGUACACUGCCGCUCCGCGCGCACAGGGCGGUGGUACAGGUGAGCUGUAGAGCGUUCUGCAGCACCGGGGUGAUUCUCUGUGAGAAGAAAGACAGAACUUCCUCUCCUCCAUCAGUGAACGUGAAGAAUGAUGAAGGGAGGAGUAAAAACCCCGAAAACGCAGAACCGACAGAACCGGAGCCGAGAACAGAACACAGAACUGAACCGAAGUCGAAUAAGAAGGCUCUGCUGGAGCUGCUGGGGGGGAUGAAGGUGGAGGUGACCACCAAGCGCAAGCCUCCACCCAGACCCAAGGAGAUGAACCUCACCGUCGGUGAGGACACGGAGCACAGCGAGUCUCUGAGUGAGGAUUUAGUUGCGGCGGCGGCGGCAGCGGCGUCUACACUUCCCGACGGCUCUCGCGCUAAAUCUGAACUCCUCCGCCAACUCCGCAAACACGAGAGCGUCUACACCCACGACAAGAAACGAGACACGCCCAACAUCCAGAAUAUAAUCGCUGAUAUGACGGUGAGAAAAACGAGCGGCCGGCAGAAUAACAGACCGACCAAUCAGAUUGAAUGUGAUGAGGACGAUCAAGCAUACCCCGGCGACCACGGCAACAGCGGGGAACCAGACCGACGCAGGAAAAUAAUGGCUGAUAUUCAAUAUUCUGAUCGAGGAAACCCCAACAACCGCGGCAUCACCGGAGAACUGGAGAGACUCCGCAGGAGCAGACUGUUUUAUACUCGAAGGCUGAACAUCUUCCCUAUUGGUAAAAAUCAGAAGACAGACACUGAGCUGGCUGCAGGUCCCAGUCUGUGGGACGCAGAUCUGGCCAGUAGGAUCUCAAAAGCUCUAAACAACCAACCCCGGAACGGCUUUGAGGAGAUGAUCCAGUGGACCAGAGAGGGCAAGAUGUGGCAGUACCCCAUCGACAACGAAGCAGGUAUGGAUGAGGAGGCCGGUGUGCCGUUUCACGAGCACGUGUUCCUGGAGCGCCACCUGGUGGACGGGUUCCCGCAGCAGGGUCCGGUCCGGCACUUCAUGGAGCUGGUGGUAACGGGUCUGAGCAAGAACCACCAGCUCUCCGUCCAGCAGAAGCUGGAGCACAUCGCCUGGUUCCGGGACUAUUUCCAGCAGAAGCAGGACGUCCUGAAGGAGGCCGAGGCCUACUGACCUGCUACUGUCCUGCUACAGACCGCGGGAAUAUACAGCUCUGUUUAAAAAAUGAAGAGAGCACUUCAGUUUCUGAAUCAGUUUCUCUGAUUUUGCUAUUUAUAGGUUUAUGUUUGAGUAAAAUGAACAUUGUUGUUUUAUUCUAUAAACUACAGACAACAUUUCUCCCAAAUUACAAAUAAAAAUAUUCUCAUUUAGAGCAUUUAUUUACAGAAAAUGAGAAAUGGCUGAAAUCGUUUUUUGAAACAGUUUUUUAUGCAUCUUGGCAUCAUGUUCUCCUCCACCAGUCUUACACACUGCUUUUGGAUAACUUUAUGCUGCUUUACUCCUGGUGUAAAAAUUCAAGCAGUUCAGUUUGGUGGUUUGAUGGUUUGUGAUCAUCCAUCUUCCUCUUGAUUAUAUUCCAGAGGCUUUUAAUUUGCUAAAAUCAAAGAAAAUCAUAAUUUUUAAGUGAUCUUUUGUAUUUUUUCCAAGAGCUGUAUGUACACACCUGUAUUAUAAAAUAUUACAUUAUUAUUAUUAUUAUUAUGUUUAAUUAAACCAAUAAAUACAUUCGCUAGCUCUGAUUAUUACUGUACUGUGUUUAAGGGGAAAUGCUGAAAGUGCUGGAGUGUGUUUAAUUUGUGAUAAAUAAUAAAUAAAUACAUAAAUAUA
Molecule: messenger RNA, 1948 nt
Organism: Astyanax mexicanus (Mexican tetra)
Lineage: Eukaryota; Metazoa; Chordata; Actinopteri; Characiformes; Acestrorhamphidae
Gene: mrps31
Product: mitochondrial ribosomal protein S31
Exons: 9
Coding region: 71-1294 (407 amino acids)
Cellular component (GO): mitochondrial small ribosomal subunit
Molecular function (GO): structural constituent of ribosome
Source: RefSeq, a predicted model, not a curated record